Molecule: messenger RNA, 2329 nt
Organism: Misgurnus anguillicaudatus (oriental weatherfish)
Lineage: Eukaryota; Metazoa; Chordata; Actinopteri; Cypriniformes; Cobitidae
Source: RefSeq, a predicted model, not a curated record
AGCUAGCCUGAUCACGUGAUACACAUCAUAUGACACACAUCACACUACUAGGGACUCUUUCAAUCGAAGUGGACUGAAACGUUGGUUCUUUUAUAUCUACGGUUUAUAUGUGUCUUAUGGCAAGAUCGUCCGUGAAUUUCGAUCAGAUAUGUUUCCUUCUUAUAUGUGUAGGAGCAUGUGUGUCCCAUUGCAAAGACAUCCGACACUCUUUGGAUGAUGACCUUUUGUUGCCUUACACCAAGUCCCAUGGCCCAUCUCACUCUCAUCGUCAUGUGAGGGACUGUCAGCCCAUUGCUCAUGGCAAGGUAACCCACGAAACUUGUACAGCAAGCAAGGACUCCAACUCCCCAGUGUUUGAGUCUAAGAUAUUCAUCUCCAAAAUUGACUCGAGAUGGGCAAGUGGCCACAUCACAGUGGUCCAUGAUCCACUGAAAACUGUAUCCAUCCUGGAGCCAGGGGGUCCUGGGGGGUGUAAGCAGAAUCACAGAGAGCUAGUGGAGCUCACCGCCAAAACUAGAAAAUGCCUUGUUGCUCAAAAUGGAGGCUAUUUUAACACUAGAACUGGACAGUGUUUAGGCAAUGUUAUAAGUGAUGGGAAACUGGUGCGGAACAGUGGAGGAGUUCAAAAUGCACAGUUUGGGAUCAGAAAGGAUGGGACGCUUGUGUUUGGUUAUCUAUCCGAGGAAGACGUUUUGGAUCAAGUCAACCCUUUUGUGCAGUUGAUCAGUGGUGUUGUAUGGCUGUUGAGAGACGGUGAGAUCUACAUCAAUGAGAGCAUCAAGGCAGAAUGUGAGAAAACUCAGGACACCGGACAUUUUCAGUAUUUUGUGGAUGUUCUGUCUGCCCGCACUGUGGUGGGUCACGAUAAAAAGGGAAGACUCAUUCUCUUCCACGUCGAUGGUCAGACGGGAACCAGAGGAAUGAACCUCUGGCAAGUAGCAACAUUUCUGAAAGAACAGCACGUCGUCAACGCCAUCAAUCUGGAUGGAGGUGGAUCGGCCACCUAUGUUCGUGAUGGAUCUCUUGCCAACUACCCCUCAGAUCACUGUCCAGAACCAAUGUGGCGCUGCACGCGGGAUGUAUCCACUGUGCUGUGUGUUCAUGAGAGGCUUUGCCAGCCGGAGGACUGCAGCGGGCACGGACACUGCAUAGAGGGCAGGUGUGUGUGCCGGCAGGGCUGGAAAGCACCAGACUGUGCCAAUCUCACAUGCCAGGACGCCGCAUGUGGCGAUCACGGGAUUUGCACUGAGGAUGGGUGUGUAUGUGACUCUGGAUGGAGGGGUUUAAAUUGUAGCCAAGUAUGUGAAUCAGGUUUCUAUGGUGACGGCUGCAAUCAAACAUGCGCAUGCGCCAACGGUGGCUCAUGUGAUCCAGUUCACGGGCGAUGCACCUGUCCGGCUGGUUUCCAUGGAGAUUUGUGCACGCAAGCGUGCCCUAUCGGCUUCUACGGGCUGAACUGUGAGCAGCCGUGCCAGUGCCAGGACAUGUGCCCGUGUGACACUGUUACUGGGAGCUGCAACAUUACAUAUGAGGGAGAAAGAAACAUCAGCUUGCACAGAGCUGGUCACUGUCUGGCUACUCAGAUGUGGAGGGAAUGGAGACAAACAGAGGAAUGUCAUGCUACCAGACGUUAUUUAUCUGAACAAAGCUUGUUGGUUGUCUGCGCCAUCCUGGCAACUUUGCUGCUGGCCAGCCUCGCCGGUAACCUAAUCCAGACGUGCCGAAAAUGCGAAGCGCGCACGGAGAGGGAGGGCUACUCCUACUUGCCGUUGGGAGAGAUCAACGGGGCAGCAGAGCGUGGCAGAGGUCAGAGGACAACGCUUGGGAAAAAUCUCUUUCAGCCAGAAGACUGGGACUCGCAAGACUCCUCAUAAUGAGACCGUGUUACGAAGUGCGUGCAAAUGGGUUCACGCCGCUGUGCCAACCACCAGAGGCCUGAGAAGAAACUCAGUGGGCACUUUUCUGGCUGGCAGAGAGAAGUGGGCAAUGUGUCGUGGGUUUAAUCUACAAUAGCACAAACACUUUAUCUUUCAGGGGAGGAGAAAAAGGAUUUGUUUGUUCUUGCUUUGAAUCAAUGAGCUUUUGGAAGACGCUCAUCUUGUUUGGAUCAGGACCAUCUAAACUGAAAAUAAGGGACAGGAAUGGGCGUUGGUAUCCAAACAGCUGUCUGCUCACCCCAGCUUCAGCCAACUCUGUUCAAAUGUGCCAAGUGCCCUGGUUGUGCAGUCUGACUGCAUUUUGCACUUCAUGUUUGUAUUACUUGGUUGACCUAAAAAAAUUAUAUUUGGUGUUCAGAAUAAGAGAACCACGAUAAACAGCAAUAACACCA